GCUCAGUUCGGUGAAAUUUAAAACUUUUGUUUUUAUGAACUGAACUUUAGUUUUAUUGUAAUUAUUAAAAAUUUAAUGAUGGAUAAUUCGUUUUUCGAAUACCGUGAUCGCACGGCCGCGGGAAGUGACUCGGACAGUGAAAUUAUUGAUAGUAGUUUUAGCCAGUCUGUCGUAUUACCAAAAACACCAGCAAAGAAAAAUCAAACUGUAUUCGUACCAGAAUCUGAUGAUUCAACAGAAGAUGAAUCAGAGAAAGAAAACACUCCAAGAAUUAUAUCCACUGCUUCUUCUGGUCACUGGACCAGAAGAAGCAGUGUGAAACUACAUCAAGUAGUUUUGAGUAGUGAUGAUGACAAAAGCAAUAGAAGCAGCAUUAGAAGACCUUCUGACUCUACUAAUAAAGUAGUUAUUACCUCUUCUGAUGAUGAAGUGGAACAAGUUUCCCCGGAAAUAAAACCGAAACGUCGCCCCCCAGUCAACCCCUCACCAUUAUCUUCGAACUCUUACAUUGGGAGGAAAAAGAAGAAACUCAUGGUUCUCCUAGAUUCUGAAUCCGACAAUUCAUUUAUCAAAGGACAUUCUAGAAAGAAAAAAUGCAUAAAAGACACUCCAGUCAAGCUAGACUGUGUAAAAAAAAAUGUUAUUCGUGACAUACAAAACAUGAGUAUAGAAAACAAUGAUUCUGUUGUAAAUGAUGAUGGCAGUGAUGGUCAGUCUGAUCAUGAUGACGAAAGUCAAAAUACCGAUGAAAGUCACGACAAAGACGAAGAUCAAUCGCAAGAUAGUGAUGCCAGUGAAUCUGAAAAUGAAGUUAUUGAAAGUGAUAGUAGUAAUCAUGAAGUUAAUGAUAAAAGUAACAAACGUCGUAAUAAGAAAAAACUAUUUAAAAUAAGUGACGACAGUGAUACUUCAUUAAAUAAAGUAAGCGAUAGUAAUGAGUAUGAUUAUAAAAAUAAUGACAAAAGUUGCAGUAAUGAGCAAUCUGACCAAAGCGAUGCUACAGAGUAUCUUAUAAAUGAAGGUAACAGUAUUGCACAUAAUGACGAGGAACCUUGUAGAAAUGAAGGUAAUGAUUCUCUUAAUGAAAGAAAAAGUGACAAUACUAACUGCAGUGAAAACAAAAGUGUAAAUACAAGUGACGAUGGCCUUGAAGAGGAACAGAUGGUGAUGUCGCGAGCUACGCGGAUGAGUAUCAUGGGGGUGAUACCCAAAGAUAAUGAAAGCGACGAUUCAGAUUAUAUAGAGUCUGAUAAUACAACCCAAUCUUCCCGUGCAAGCUCAACAGGUAACUUAUACAAUGCAUCUGAUAUAGAAACGCAGCCUAAUACUUCUCCUGUAAAAACUACGAAAGGCGACAAUCCCGAUACUUCUACAAUAACAUGCUCUCCUAUAUCUAGUCCAUCAAAUAAUUUAAGUAAUGAAAUAAAUAAUUCUUCAAAUGAGAAACAAGUCUCAAAUAGUAAUAUAUAUAGCCCUGAAGUGUGCGAUUUGAGGAAUAAAGUACUGAAUAAAGUGAAUAAGGAAACAAAAAUGUAUAAAGAAAAUAUUAUAGAUGAUGAUGUCACGAUAAUAGAUAGAGAGCCUGAAAUUAUUGCGCUGAGCAGUGAUGAUGAAGAUGAGGUGAAAGAGGAUAAGAAAUCUCCCAGUUUCAAAAAGUCGCCGAGGUCAAAAGAACAGAGUACAGCACAGUUCAAAACUAACGACAUAAAGCAGUACCUAGCACCACCCAGCUACCCCAAUCAGAAUAUUGUUUUCGUGAAGAAACACGUUCGGGAGAACGAACUCAGUAAGCUCAAUGGACUACGGGAGGACCUGCAGAAUAUUCGGUACUUGCUGGAUAACUUGGACGAGGAUACGCUUCCCGACCGCGGUGUAAAGCUGAUGCAGCGACUCGAUGCCCUGGAGCGCCAAGUUCAGCAACAGGGGGACAAAGUCGCCAACAUGGUCGUAGAACCAGAUAUGCCUACGAAGGAAGAUAUGGCAAGAGACGGUUUCGCUCGGCAGGACAAGGAGUUGUCUUGGGACGAAAUACAAAAGGCCAGUAACGCCGUGCAGCCGCGAAUGUUCGGCAAACAAGCAAUGGCCACCCACAUGUUCGAGCGCAACCUUAUUCUGGACCGCCUCCGCGACUUGUACGAGUCGCUCGCGUCCCGCCCGUCGGAGCAGUCGCAGUCGAAACAGCCGGCCGGCGUCAAGAGCGAGUUGAUGGAACACCAGUUGCACGCGCUCGCUUGGCUGCGCUGGCGGGAGACGCAACGACCGUCCGGCGGGAUUUUGGCUGAUGACAUGGGUCUCGGUAAGACCAUCACCAUGAUAUCGCUGAUCGUGGCCGAUAAGGAGGGUUCCAUUGACAACGAUGAUGACGACGAUGACAGAGGCCCGAGACUGGCUCGUGGGGGUACGCUAGUUGUGUGUCCCGCCACUCUAGUCCAGCAGUGGGCUAGCGAGGUGACAAAACACUGCAAUCCGCACACACUGUCCGUUUGCCUACACCACGGCGCGUCGCGAGCAACGCAACCACACCGCCUGGCGGCCAACGACGUUGUGAUCACCACAUAUAACAUCCUGCAAAGAGAGAGCGAGAAGAAUGGCGUUUUAUCGCGCGUGCGCUGGCGCCGCGUGAUCCUAGACGAAGCGCACGUGGUGCGCAACCACAAGUCCGCCACGUCGCAGGGGGUGUCCAGUUUGCCCGGCGCCCGGCGCUGGGCAUUGACGGGCACGCCUCUGCACAACAAGGAUCUAGACCUGUUCGCGUUGCUCAAGUUCCUGCGCUGCACGCCGUUCGACGACCUCACUAUGUGGAAGAAAUGGAUCGACAACAAAAGUCUGGGUGGGUCGGAGCGCCUGAACACCAUCAUGAGUUGCGUGAUGCUGCGCCGCACCAAACAGCAGCUACAAGAGAAGGGCCAGCUCACCUGCCUGCCCGAGCGCAGCUCCCACGAGCUCACCGUCACCCUGGCGCAGGAGGAGAUGAACGUGUAUCAGAAGGUGCUGGUAUUCUCCAAAACGCUGUUCGCUCAGUUUCUCCACCAGCGCGCGGAGAAGCAGUCCGGCCUGCAAGGCACGAUGCCGCCGAAGAAAGACAGCGAGUAUGCCAAGAUGCAUAAGAAGAUGAUUGCCUUGCAAGGUGCAAAGCCGGUCAAAUCCCAUGAGAUCCUGGUACUCCUGCUACGAUUGCGUCAAGUUUGCUGCCACUGCGGACUUAUCGCCGCCAUGUUGGACCACGACAACAACACGGAGCUGGCGGAGGACGUCGGCAGCGAAGAUCUGCUGGCCGAACUCAACAAGCUCACAUUAGAAGAUAAGAACACCUCCAAAAGACAAAGUACUGGCAACGAGUACUGGCACGAGGAAGAAGUGGAAACCGGGGAAGGUACAACCGCUGCCGAAGCCAUCAAGUCUGUUUUAUCGUCAAACAAUCCAGUGUUCAGCCUACAGAGGCAAUCAUCGAAAAUCAAAGCUGUUAUGGAAUGCCUUAAUAAAAAUGUUUUUGUCAAUAAAGGUGAAAAGGCAGUAGUGGUGUCGCAGUGGACUUCGGUGCUGAACCUGGUUGAGCGGGAGUUAAAAGCUGCUCGCGUACGUAGCGUCACACUACGCGGGGACGUGCCCGUGCCCGCACGUGCGUCUCUUAUCACCGCACUCAACGACCCGCGAUCUGACGUCCGGGUUAUGCUAUUAUCACUUUGCGCUGGUGGAGUUGGCUUGAACUUGUGCGGCGCCAACCAUCUCCUGUUGCUGGACCCUCACUGGAACCCUCAGCUGGAGGAGCAGGCGCAGGACCGCAUCUACAGGGUGGGCCAGGUCAAACACGUUCACAUCUACAGGUUCAUGUGCGUGGACACAGUGGAACAGUCGAUCAGACAGCUGCAGAAAGCCAAACUAGAGUUGGCGGAGAACGUUCUCACUGGCGCUAAGAACACCAACGGCUCCAAGCUGUCCAUUGAAGAACUGAAGAUACUCUUCAACAUGGGUCCUCAGGGCGACUCAUAAACAGAUGCCUCCACAGUUCCCGUCAGUCUUAAUGGCCGCUCAGAGUGCCAACUGGCAAGUGUGGGAUUUUCUACCUACGUUCACUUAUUUGGUCGCGAGAAAUUUAACUACGAUUUAUAUAGUAUCCUUUGAUACCAUAUAAAUCGUAGAGCCAUCUGAUUACAAGAUAGGGAGACCGCACUGUCACUUCGACUUCACUUUCGGGAGGCCGACUUCACCUGUGAGGUGCUGGGAUUCGAAUUGAAUGAAUUCGCUAGGCACUUGUGCUGUUUUUGAUACAAUAUAUGAAAGUCUACUUCAUUACGUACCUGUAAUAACAUAUGUUAGGUUAGUAUGUGUCACUAACGAGUGAAACGCAGAGCGCAGCAGAAGUUACGCCAAAGGUUGGAGGUAGAAAACGAGAAGAUAUUCUGAAGGGCAUUGUCGAUAGAGAGAUCUGCUGGUAAAAUACAAAAAUAAAACUACUCUGUUCUCCCACAGCUUUAUCAACUCUCAGAGCACUAGUGCACAAGUGAAAAUAAUAUCCAAAUGAUGAAUGAAUGAAUACACUUUUAUUGUACACCACAAAAAAAACAGGAAAAAUCAUAAAAAAAAAAACUAGUUUACACUAAGUAUACAAUUAGGCGGCUUUAUAGGACAUAGCGAUCCCUUUCAGGCAACCGAUGGAGUAAAUAAAACACUGCUCAAGACGAGAUAAAUAUAUUUAUAAAUAUAUACAUAAAUACUUUAUUUAUAUAAUAAAAUUCUACACAAUAUUAUAUAUACAUCCUAAUAUUUAAUAUAUAUAUCAAUACAAUGAAUAUCAAUAAAUAGGAACAAUAUUGUCAAUCCCCAAACAAAACAGAAUAGGCAUUACUAAAUUACCGAAGAUUCAGAAAAAAAAAAUGAUCUUUAACAAGUUUUUUGAAGAUGCAAAUAAUAUAUGUGAAGAUAAUUUUUUAUCCUUUCCCUGCCCAUGCCGGCCGUGCUGACAGGGAAAAUAAUUAACGUGUCCGCCUGCUAAAAUACGGGAACGUGGAAUAGUAGAAGUUUGCCCCCGUUAAUUAAUCAUCAUCAUCAUCAUCAUAUCAACCGAUAGACGUCCACUGCUGGACACAGGUAUUCGGAAGGGAGUUCCAAAUUCCAAAGCUUUAUGCCGCUUGUGUCCAGCGGCUCCCCGCGACGCGC
Messenger RNA from Pararge aegeria (speckled wood butterfly), 5157 nucleotides. It is a transcript of the gene lds, whose product is annotated as transcription termination factor 2. The record is from RefSeq and is a predicted model, not a curated record. Bases 76 to 3990 code for a protein of 1304 amino acids. NCBI's taxonomy places the organism in Eukaryota, Metazoa, Arthropoda, Insecta, Lepidoptera, Nymphalidae. The transcript is spliced from 19 exons. Gene Ontology annotation, molecular function: ATP binding; ATP-dependent chromatin remodeler activity.